AUAGAUGUACCGGACAACAGACAAAAAGUGCAAAAAUAUGCAACUCCUUGAGAAACGUGCACUUGCAAAUAUACCUUUGUAUGCAAGAACUCUAUUAGUAGUCAUGGGGCCCAAACUACUCAGCCGGGCUCCUCAGGUGGCCAAAUGAUUUGCUCACCAAUAAUCUGCACCUCCUGGCCUAAUGGGGGGGGGGGCAACAAACAUAAAAUACCUCAUGAAACAACGGAGUCAGGGAGCGACUGGCCAGGUGGCACAUUUACAUUGUUUGUAGCCUGCCAGCAACAUAUGAAAGUAAGAAUGGUGGAUCAACAGUACAAGGACUGACAGAGAAGUGUCUACCCUAAACCUAGGGUCAGACAGUGACCCUGACAACCAGACACCAUUUUCAGCUGAAGACUGGGAAAUUAUAGAAGGGUUUGAAAUUAAAAAAAAACAAACAAACCCAUUCAUACAUAAAAACGAGCGUAUCCUUGUUAGGUUAUAUUAAACAGUCUUCUAAGAUUCAGCUGUAGCGUGACGAGAAUUUUCAGCCUAAUGUGUUACAUUAGUUUCCACAAAUUCCCAGCCUGCUGCUGGUUUCAUGCGCCUCGGAAAGCCUGGGCGUGCGUUCCACGUCCCGGAAGUUGAGAUUGUUUGACCUAAAUCGGCGAAUUACACCCGGAAGUACAUUCGAUUGCAUGAAACCAGCGUGACUUUCACAGAUAACCUGACAAUUAUGAGACUUUUACGAGAGGCUGCAAAACUGGGUCCUCUGGCCCUCCAGUAUAGUGUGGAGUUACAAAGAAAAAAACGCUCCCCCUCACUUUCUGCCGACACUGUUCCUCAGGCAUCAUCCCAAAUGAAAGAAUACGAAACAUUGGCAUUUCUGCCCACAUUCACCGGCAGAACAGCACAUAUGCACGAGGUGAGUGCCAGGCAGGGGAAGGAUUUGCUGAGUGUUCAUAGAUGAAACAAAUCGCUUUGAAAUAUUUGGUAAAUGGAAGGUACAUUAUGAAAAUAAGUAUUAAGGAAAUAUUUAUAAGAUAGGUUUUCCCAGGUCCAGUUUCCCUUUCCAACUAAAUUAGCAAAUAGAAAAUACCUGAUCUAGUGCACUUACAAUACUGACAGGUUAAUUAGUUGCUGCAGAAUAUUGUACUUCGGCAAUCCUUGCCCCAUUUUUACAUCGUCAAGGCUUGCUGUGCCUGAAAUUGAAUUAACAAAUUAAUGGAAAAGUUUCCCUUUCGUGAAAUGAGAGUUUGGCAGCACAGGUCUGAAGAUAAGUGGCCUUGGCAAUCCAGGAAGUAGUGGCCUCUAACAUAGAUAAUAAUGCUAGGUUACCUUCACAAAACUUAUUUUUUCUUCAGUUAAUAUGACACAAAUAAUGGCUUCUUUCAAUUACUUUUGACAGUUUUCUAAAAUCAAAGUAUUAAAAAUGAAUUAGUUUGUCUCCCAUCUCAUGUUUCCCAGUAACAACCCAGCUUGUUUAAAGUCUGUCACUGAGCAGCUGUUAAAACUUCUACAUUUAGGGGCAGAUUUAUUUAAUGGUGAAAUGACAGCUCACCACAGAACAUCUCUCCCUUUCUAUUCAUUCAUUUGUGAUUUUUAGAAGCAUAUUUAUCAAAUGGUAUACCCUAACUAUCUUCCCAUUGAUAAAUACACUUCUUAAAAUCCCAAAGGAAUGUGGUGGGCUCUAAUUUUACUUAUUUUCUAAUUCAUUAUUAAAAUAUUAUUAAAAGAGAAAAUAUAGAGCUACUAAACUAUAUUGUAAUUAUUUAUAGUAUACUGUGUAAAAAUUAUUAGUUUUGUGAAGGUGAUCUCCCCCUAUAAACAUGUAAGAUCACUGAAAAUACUAUAAAUUAAUAGAUAAGAAGACCCUCUGUGUAAGAAUAAUAUUAUAUAUAAUAUAAUAAUAAAGGAAGCUUUAUUUUUUUCUUGGACCCUGUAAUUUACUUUUGAGUUAAACAACUUGGCAAGUUCUUUUUCUUGAAUAUUUUCAAACUACAUCUCAAAUAUUGAGCUGAAGCACAAGUGACAAUCCAAUGAGCAGCCAUCUACACCAUGUGGAAGGACACCAACAUCAAUAUUAUUGAUACACCAGAGCCACUCUGAAGAGGCUUUUCACCCCAGUUCUUGUGGGCAGUGCACUGAAGAAUAAAGCGGAUGGAAAGGGAAUAUGCCUGUCCUUGUGUUAUGGGUAAACCUAAAGUUGCCUUCAGAGAGACAAUCAGCAAACUGGUGCCAUUUGACUUUACACACAAGAAGCAGUCUGGAGGUGCCGGGCAGUAUGGAUUCCAAUGAAGUCUCUUUCAUCAGAGCAGGAGAGGGUGCACUGAAGCAAGCUAUGGAAAAGGCCACUGUUUGCAUCCUGGAGCCAAUAAUGUCUGUGGAGGUUGUGGCCCCUUCUGAAUUCCAGGGCCCUGUAAUAGCUGGAAUUAAUCUCAGACACGGGGUGAUUGCAGGACAGGAUGGGUCAGAUGGCUAUUUCACUCUCUAUGCAGAUAUUCCACUAAACGUCAUGUUUGGCAUCAGAACUUCGGUCAUGCACAGAGGUUUGUAUUUGCUACUGCCAUUCUGUGCAACAUCUGGUUGGCUUUUUGAAGCAUUCAUUGAUUAUCAAAUGUAUAUAAUAGGGGAAGGGAGUGGCUGUUGUUCCUUUGUUUUAUUAUUCGAUAAUGUAGGGAAAUAGUAAGUUACAUCCCAAAGCAAAUUUUUUUGCAUAUAAUGUAGCAACCCACCCAAUGGCACUCUAUUUUCGGUAGACUUAUGUUUUUAAAAGUGAUGCUUUUUUAGUCUCCCACUUAAGGGGGAUGUAAACCCAAAAAUAAAAUGUUGCCCAACUAAGAAAGGAAAAUAAUUCUAAGCAAAGUUCCAGUAUAGAUCAAUGGCAGGAGAACUAGAAGUGGCAUUGUGUAAAUAUCUGAAUUUUACUACAACCCCAUAGUGAAUAAAUUUGCACUUGACACCCGUAGUUAUGAAACUCAUAUACAUUUGUAGGUCAUACCUGGCAUUACCCUUGUCAGCCAUUUAAUUGCCAAACUGGGGACCUGAGGAACAAAAUGUUAAUAAAUGAAAAACAGCCGCAAAAAAAAAAAAAGUUGUACAUGAUCUAAUAUUGGCUGCUGAUUAGGCC
Xenopus laevis (African clawed frog) is the source of this 3109-nucleotide messenger RNA. RefSeq names its product elongation factor G, mitochondrial-like (gene gfm1.S). NCBI's taxonomy places the organism in Eukaryota, Metazoa, Chordata, Amphibia, Anura, Pipidae. The coding region runs from base 2153 to 2665 and encodes 170 amino acids. The record is from RefSeq and is a predicted model, not a curated record. The transcript has 7 exons.